Messenger RNA from Callorhinus ursinus (northern fur seal), 3071 nucleotides. Its product is annotated as exosomal polycystin-1-interacting protein. Lineage: Eukaryota; Metazoa; Chordata; Mammalia; Carnivora; Otariidae. The record is from RefSeq and is a predicted model, not a curated record.
CGUGGCGGUGCAUGCUGAGAGCAGAAUGGCACCACCUUUGGGGCAGAGCCUCCUUCUGGCCAUCACGCUGGGCAUCUUUGUACUCCACAGCUUCUCGAGUGGGCAGAAGAACAGCACGCUGAUUUUCACGAAGGAAAACACCAUUCGGAACUGUAGCUGCUCUGCGGACAUCCAGGACUGUGACUACAGUUUGGCGAACCUGAGGUGCAGCUGCAACACCGUCCUGCCUUUGGCCCUGGAGCAAGCCAGCUACAGCGACCAUCUGACCAUCUGGUUCACCGAUGCAUCUGCCCUGGGCCUCCUGUUGAACUUCACACUGGUCCAGGACCUGAAGCUUUCUCUGUGCGGUACCAACACCCUCCCCACUGAGUACCUGGCCAUCUGUGGUCUGAAGAGGCUUCGCGUCAACACCGAGGCCAGGCGCCCGUCACCAGAGCAGAGCCUACUCAUCUACAACGGCGGGGAAAGUGAACCCAGACAGAAGCCCGUGUGGUUUCGAAGAGGCUGGCAAACAUGUAUGUACAUCUCAUUCUUAGAUAUGGCACUUUUCAACAGGAAAUCAUCCUUAAAAGCCUACAGUAUUGAAGACACUGCCCACAUCACCAACCAUUUUCCUUACUUGUCUUAUUUCGAAACCUUCCCGAUUUUAAGCAAUAGGAGCUAUGUCAUCACGUUCAUUUACUAAUGUUGUAAAAGAGGCCAACCGCCAGGAACUUUGGCAAACUCUGGAUAACUUGAACAAGGAAUCUGGGAAUGAGGCCAUGGGUAUCCUUACCUACAACUUCACCUGUCUGCCCAGCCCCCAUUCACCACAGAGACACACAUACAACCAGCCCUCUCUGCUCUCCUCUCUGCCCAACCACGGGAGCUGUUUAAAAAAACAAAAGAAAAAGAAAGAAAGAAAGAAACAAACAAACAAAAAAACCCCCAAAACCAACCAAACAAACAAAACGACUUGAGUCCAGAAGGUCUUGAGAGCAGCCAGAGUUUGGGUCUGUGGAGAAAUGUCAGAUCAGAAAUGGAGACAGCAGGGCACACCAAGGACUGCUUAGUGGAACUCAGCACAGGGGAUGACCCCCAAGGAAGAUAUCUUUCUUCAAAAUACUGCCUUCAUUUUUUUCUGCUUCCUUUUGUUGCUUUGACUGGAAUUCCCCAAGAAGAGGAUAGAUUUCAGAGGCUUCAGGACUGUGAGUCCCACAAAAUGAUUAGGUUCUCUUAGACUGGUAUUUCCCAAAUAUCUCUUAGACUGAUACUUGCUGAGAAUAUAUGCACUGAGGAAGGGGAGUUUCAAGAGUGGAACAGGUCGGGUUAGGGCACUAGGGUUCGAGGAGUGUGAUACAGAAAUGAAAACCGGAGCACACAAAAACCAAUGGCAUAUAUCUCAAAAUUUUGCUUAGAGCAAGGCCUAAACCCAGGGGGUUUCUCUCUUGUAUCCCUUUUCUUUCAUUCAUUCUUUGCCUUCUUCUUUGUCCUCACUGUACCACUUCGCCUUUCUCCUCCCAUUUUCCUCAUCCUCCCCUUCCCCCUCCCCUUCCUCCUUCUGCUCCAGAAAUAAGAACUUAGAUUAGUACCAUUAGAGCUGCAUUUAACACCACCAGGGGCUAGCCUGGGAAUCUAAUAAUCAUUUAUAACGUUACGGACAAAAAUGCUCAUAUGACUAAAAGAUAGUUAACAAAAGAAAUUUUAGGGCUCAGUCCACUCAGAUGUUUAAUUCUGGAAAGUUAAGACACUUUGUAUGACAUGGUUGACACAAAAUGGUCUUAGGUGUGAUGACAAAAGGAACCAAGGUAACAUAUUAAAAAAAAAAAAAAAAGGAAACAGACCUCAGUGUACAAAAAUUUUCCUCACAGACUCAAUUUACCAUUGAGAUACAACGUAAAGAAUCCAUGGCAAUUAUGAUACAAAUGACCAAACUUAGAGUGCAAGGAACUAGAAACAUAAUUGCAUUUAUAAUGUCAUAAUGGUAAGAAAGAGUCUUAUUAUAAAGUAACAGGAUGUCUUGGGGCUGAUGAUGUCAGAUCACAUUCACCACAUUUUUCUCUUACCCUUAACAUAGGGUAACUGAAAUAACCUGAAAUAUCUUACAUUCGCUUAAUUGGUGGGGGAUUUGGUCAUUCAGGCUAAUUAGCGUGAGUCCAUAAUGUCAGUGUUUAAAUUAGGCCAGAACUAAGACCAAAGUAUGAAUUUUAAUAGAAUAAUGCAAUGACCUCAUUAUUGACGUUGUAUUUGGGAGGUAAGUUUAAAGUGAGAGAAAAAGACAAGGAAAAAAAGGAUUUGGAAAAGGGAAGGCAAGAAGAAUAUAAGUGAAAGGAUGAAUAAUAAAUAUAUUUACUAUCAUGAGUUACUGAAAAUGUAAAAAACUGAAUUUUAAUGGAUUUUUAUUAAUAAAGUACAAAAUUAAAUGAUUUAGAAAUUAUGAGCAUCUUAAUAUGCAUUCUCUUCCAUUUGGUGGCUUUGAAUAGUUUCAAAGCCCUUCCACAGAUGUUGUAAGUGAUUCUUGUAAGAAAUAAUUGUAGAUCAAUGGGACUUAAAUCAAUAGAAAAUGAAAGUUAAUUUAGUAAUGAAUCAAGCUUGCCUGAUUUAUUUCUGGCCUGAAAAUGUGGUUCAGGUUGCACUGAUAGAGGAUAAAUUAGGAACAGAGAAAAUCCACAGCACAUACAUGGGAGAAAAUGGCACUUGGUGCUCAGUGGAUGGUGAGGGUUGGGGGGAACAACAGGGAGCCAUGGGGAUAGUGGAAAACUGAGAGUAUUUGCCCUACCUGAAGGGUCCACAGCAGCUCAGCUCUAGCUCUGAGUGUCACUGUGGGAGAAUACAAUGGGGCCAGAUCUUAUCCUUCAAGAAAAUUAGGAAUUCCAGGUUUUUGUGUGAAAUCUUACAAUUUGUAAAUGUUGGCACACUAUUUUGCUUUUUUGUUUGUUUGUUGCUUUCAGUAACACUGUGUGGUCAAACAAACCAUGUCAGUGGUCCCCUUAAGCUUGGGGCUGGCCAUUUGUCACCUCUGAUCGGUGGUGUGCUGGUUAAAGUUUAACCACCAGCUCUCCAAAAAAGAAAAAAAAGGUACAUAGAUACAU